AUGACCAAGAAUGAGUGCUUCAGUCCUGCAUUCUCUGAGGAAGCUUUGGUUCCCAAGGCUGAAGAGACUGGCUCGGUCGACCCUCCUCCUCCUCCUGCAGCUGGUGCCCCUCCUUCAAAGCGAGCCCGGAAAAGCAAAGGCGAGGUACUUUGCGUCCUGCGCGGUGAAUCCUCGAAGGAGCUGGACAAGCCAUUCGCUGAAGUGGACGCCAAUGGAGCGAUCUUGACGCCAGUAUGCUGGGAUUGUGGCGACUGCGCCUGCCAGUUGCGCCCAGGCAAGAGCUUGGCAGAGCUAGUAGACGCGUACCAAAAAGGAACGAAAUCCAGUGCAGACCCGCUGUUUCGGAUUGAUUUCGACAAGGGCAUUGAGAUAUAUCACGGAAAAGUCGCGGCAAACUUUUCUCCAGCUGCCAAUGUCGGCACAGAGACGAGCUACGGCCUGAGGAUCAUCCAGCCUUACGGAUUGCUGACCGAUUCUGAGUACACUGGACUCCUCGGGGGCUUGCCGACCGAUCUCGGCAAGAAGGACCAGCCAGUGCAGGUCAACCUGCCAUUCGUUUCGCCGGACCUUCGCACGAAGUACUGGCUUUUCGACCUGCAGGGCUUGGAGCCGUCCCAAGCCCAAAGUGUCAGGCGCGUUGAGCUCUUCUACCAGACCAACACUGCCUUGCAGGAAGUGAUUCUGGACAGUGCCAGGCAGCUUCAUGAGCGGCAGGGUAACAACUUGUUCUCCUACCUCACGGCCAGGAGCUUUGAGGGGCGAGGGAAAGGCCUGACCCCGGCUUCCAGCAAGCCGGACAACCUCCAGGCUUUGAAGACUAAGCACGCUCAAGCACAGAGGACUUGGGAAGCAGCUGUAGGAAAGCAGCAAGACGACUCGGACCACGGGAGCUCGGAGUCAGAAGAGGGUGCUGAUGAUGCAGCACCCGUGCCAGCUGCUGCAACGCGAAGUGUGGGCUUCGGUUUCACUGCCACUGCAGCCAAGAGCUCGGCAAAGAGACGAAGGACUGAUGUAGCAGCAGCUGUUGCAGCAUCUACGGCUCCGGCUACGGCUAAGGCAGCUGCCAAGGUCGCACCCGCACCUGGCACGAUGCAGCCUCCAAGAUCUGUGGCUAUGCAAUCUAUGGAUGGUGCGAAUGUGGACAUUCAGAGCGGCUCGAGUGUCAAGUUCGGCGGCAGCCAGUCGAAGGAGCAUGCUUCCGUCGUAGCUCGCUUGGAUCCGGAUCUGAAGCGCGUCGCAGAGAAGCAUCUCGAGUGCCAGGGCCAGGGUGGCCACAGUUCCACGAAUGUCGGCAUCAAGAGCUUGGAGCACUUGAUUCCAGAGUCGUUCUUGUUGUCAAACAGCAAACAGCUGCAGAACAACCUCAAUGGCGUGCCUCAGUUGCAUAGGAAAUUCCGAAUCCUGGAGCUGUGCAUAGCGGCAUAG
Messenger RNA from Symbiodinium sp. CCMP2592, 1425 nucleotides. NCBI's taxonomy places the organism in Eukaryota, Dinophyceae, Suessiales, Symbiodiniaceae. The record is from the annotation of a GenBank genome assembly.